GGAGCACAAGGGAAGGGACGCAGUCAGAAGUCAGCGCUCGGUCUUGCUCACGCUGCUCCUCCCUGGGUCUCUUCCGGCAAUGCUUAAGAUUGUCCUCCUCCCGGUCGGCGCCUUCGCCGCCGGAGCCGAUUGGGCACGCAUCGGUCCUUGGAACAUCUUUGAUGACCAAAACGGCAAGGGCGAGGCGGGCACGCUCGCGUGCGCGGCAUCGCCGGCUAAAAACCCAGACCUCAUCUACGCGGGCGGACAGAACAACGGUGUGUCGAGCGGCAUCAUCAAGAGCGUCGACGGAGGCAAGCACUGGACGCGCAACAGCAAAGGGCUGUGGGACACGCGCAUCCUCGGCGUCUGGCUCCACCCCGAUGCCCCCACGGGAAAUCACGUGUUUGCCGGCACGCACAGCGGCGUCUACGAGUCCACCGACGGGGCGGCCUCCUGGACGCUGUGCAAGGAGACCGCGGCGUGGGGCUUCGUCACGAGCUUUCGCGCGGGCCUCAUCGGCGGCGAGCCGUACCUGCUCGCAAACUCGGAGCACGGCAUCCUCACGCGCCGGCGCGCGGCCAAGGCCUUUUCCGCGUGGCAGCGCAUCGAGAGCCCGGGCGGGAUCGCAAACAACGGCCACCUGAGCGUGGUGACGACCGGCGGGCGCACCGAAGUGCUCACCUGCAUCGGAGGCUGGGGAGGCGGGAAGCUCUACUACGCCUCCCUCGACGCUCCGACGCGCGCGACGUGGAGCGGGCCGCUCAAGCUCCCCGACCGUAACUACACCGGGUGGGCGACCUACCCCGGCCAGAGCCUCAUCUUCGGGCGGUGCAGCAGCCCCACUGCCUGCGGCGAGGGCGUGCGACCGAUCGGCGUCUUCGACACGCUCGGCGGGUGUCAGGCGGCUGUGAACAAGACGUCGCCCCCGCCACGCGGCUACACGUACCAGUCAAAGGACCCGACACUCGGCGGCUACGCCGGCCACUGCUACGCCCUCUCCGCCUUCGGACCCUUCGACCUCCACCCGCAGAAGGGCGUCGCGUCUGGGCGCGCCCCGGGACUCGUCGCAGGCGAGGAGAUCGACUGCUCGAACGCGGCCGUCGACCCGCGCGACCGCGACCACUUCCUCUUUUCGCGCGGCGGCGAGUUCCGCACCUACGAGUCGAGGGACGGGGGACGGACGGUGAGCCGGGUCGCAAGCCACGACGUGGGCGCCUUCUUUGUCCUCAUCGACUCGCAGGGCUGGUACUACACAGCAACCCAAGACGGCGCCUUUGUCUCGCGGGAUGGCGGUGUCGGGUGGGAGGCGCUGCACGUCGUGAUGCACUCGCGCGACGGCCGGCGGAUCGACCGCGUGCCGCACGACUACCAGCGCGUGCCCGACUUUCGCGGCGACGGGAUCGCCUUCCCCUCGGACCAGGGACUCCACAUCCUCAACCGCUCCUCCGACAACCUCACCUCGGCGGUCGGCGACAUGCGCAACACCAUGGCCCUCUCCGCCAUCCUCUCGCCAAACGAGCAGGGCUCGCGGAGCCUCGUGGUCAACCUCUGGGACUGGAACGUCGGCGCCUCGUGGGACGACGGCGCCACGUGGGCUGGCUGGACAAAGGGCGAGGCGUCGCCGGGCUCUUGCGGGGAGGGCGGCGGCGGCCAGGGCAUGGGCCGCUCUCGCAAGGCGAUCAUGUUCCACAGGAACCACUUUUACAACUCGUCCGAUGGGGGGCGCAACUGGGCGCGCGGCAACUUGCCCGCCCCCAUGGGCGCCUUUGUGUAUGUGCGGCAGCCCGGCUCGCGGACCGAGCCUGCGGGCGCGUGCUUUGCCCUGUUCAGCGCUCCCGCCGGCCAGGUCUUGCGCGGCCGCAGUCGCUCCUCGGCGGGCGGCGCCGGCGGCGGCGGCGGCGGCGCGUCUUCUCCCGACCGCGACUACUCUCCAGAGUUGGACGACGAGCAGGAAGAGGCGGGCGAGGACGAGGAGGCGGCGGGCGGGCCGCAGCUGUACAGCCCAGGACUGCUUCCGCCGCCCCGCGCUGGCUCGGUGGUGCACCUGAUGACGAGCAGCGAUUUUGGCGGCUCGUGGAGUUGGGCGCCGCUGCAGCCGUCGCUGCAGCCGACCGGCCUCGAGGUGGACCCGACGGGCAACGGGCUAUACGCCUUCAACGCGGACUGCCUCUCCGUCAGCAGCGACCAAGGCCGAAGCUGGUCGCCGUGCAGCCAAGCGGCGGGGCUGACGGGUCGCCUCCACCAGCUGCUCGUCGUCAACACCAGAGUCAUGUUUUUGACUCGUGUCGGCGCGGUCCCUCUCCGCACUACCGACGGUGGCCAGUCGUGGCACGAGCUCGGCGGUUGCGCGCAUCUCUUCAAGCACGGCGCGACGCUCGACGGCAGCCUGUCGUGGUCUGGCCGCACGCUCGUUUUGCACGGAGCCGACCUCGGCGCAAUCGGCCGGGGCGAGUACGGCACGGCGGUGUGGCGGUCGACCAACGACGGCGACGACUGGACCGACGAGACGGGCGAUUUGGUGACCAUAUCCCCGGGCCCGGGGGUGUGGUACGAAGACGACUUCUACCUCGUCACGCGUGGAGAGGGCGUCACCGUCAAGCGGCAGUUUGAGCGCUGAAGCCGCGCGCUUGCGCUUGGCUGGCGAACGCUGGCGUGCGUAUACACUGCAAGCAAAGCAGAAAAAAGUGGCCUUGUGUGCGUACGGAAACCAAUGAAUCGGCGUUCGUCAUUUUAA
Molecule: messenger RNA, 2716 nt
Organism: Emiliania huxleyi CCMP1516
Lineage: Eukaryota; Haptophyta; Isochrysidales; Noelaerhabdaceae
Exons: 9
Coding region: 80-2599 (839 amino acids)
Molecular function (GO): protein binding
Source: RefSeq, a predicted model, not a curated record